Pocillopora verrucosa is the source of this 1345-nucleotide messenger RNA. RefSeq names its product AP-3 complex subunit mu-1-like. Lineage: Eukaryota; Metazoa; Cnidaria; Anthozoa; Scleractinia; Pocilloporidae. The record is from RefSeq and is a predicted model, not a curated record. Gene Ontology annotation, biological process: endocytosis; intracellular protein transport. Gene Ontology annotation, cellular component: cytoplasmic vesicle; clathrin adaptor complex.
CUCACUUUCCUUCUUGCAGCGCCUCCAUUUUGGCUAUCGUACUUGUGUUAUCUUUUUAGAUUUUAAACAUGAUAAACAGCCUAUUUGUAAUCAAUAAUGUGGGUGACAUAUUCAUUGAAAAGCACUGGAAAAGUGUAAUUGGUAGAUCCGUAUGUGAUCAUUUCUUCGAAGCUCUGAACAAGGCUAAUUCACCUGAUGAUGUUCCUGCAGUGAUUGCAGCUCCCCAUCAUUACCUUAUAAGCAUCUACAGGAACAGCCUGUUUUUCCUGGCAGUAGUUCAGAGUGAAGUGCCACCUCUUUUUGUGAUAGAGUUUUUACACAGAGUUGUGGACACAUUUACUGAGUAUUUUAACAGUUGUACUGAAACGUCCAUUAAAGAGAAUGUUGUCAUAGUAUUUGAGUUACUAGAGGAGAUGCUUGAUAAUGGCUUUCCUUUGGCAACGGAACCUAACAUCUUACGAGAACUCAUUAAUCCUCCCAGCAUUGUCAGACAAGUUAUGAACACAGUGACUGGUGGAUCACAUGUUGGCACCCAUCUUCCAACUGGUCAACUUUCUAAUGUUCCUUGGAGAAGAACUGGAGUCAAAUAUAGUCAUAAUGAGAUUUAUUUUGAUGUCAUUGAGGAAAUUGAUUGCAUCAUUGACAAACAUGGAUCAACAGUUUUUACAGAGAUCCAAGGAGUGAUUGACUCGUGUUGUAAGCUGUCAGGAAUGCCAGAUCUCUCACUCUCGUUUGUGAACUCAAGAUUGUUAGAGGAUCCAAGUUUUCAUCCUUGUGUGAGGUUAAAGAGAUGGGAAGGGGAGAAAGUUUUGUCAUUUGUUCCUCCUGAUGGAAAUUACAGACUUUUGUCUUACCACAUCACCUCUGGAACUGUUGCAAUUCCUGUCUAUGCAAAACCUCAGAUCUCUUAUCAUGAGGGUGGUUCUGGAAGGUUUGAUCUUACUGUAGGACCCAAGCAAACAAUGGGAAAAGUGGUGGAAGAUGUGGUGGUGACAGUUCCAUUCCCUAAGCAAGUCCUGAAUGUGAAUCUUACUCCAUCAGUGGGAACAUGUUCCUUUGAUCCUGUAAAGAAGGAGCUUGUGUGGGAAAUUGGUAAAAUACUACCCCAGAGGUUACCAAAUCUAAGGGGAAAUAUGUCUCUUCAGACUGGAGCCCCUCCGCCCGACGAAUCUUGUACAAUGUCUAUUAAAUUCAAGAUCUCCCAGCUCGCAGCCUCAGGCCUCAAAGUCAGCAGAUUGGAUAUUUAUGGAGAGAAAUACAAGCCUUUCAAAGGAGUGAAAUAUCUCACUAAAGCAGGGAAAUUCCAAAUCAGAGUGUAGAGAAAUAUAUUUUACCAAAAAUGCCA